GAAUCCAUUAAACCUCAACAGCACAGGCGGAAUGACGAUCUCUUCUCCGUCUUCCAGUCAAUCUUUUGAAAACCACCUUAAUACAUCUCUUCUUCGUCAGAACAUCGAUGUCUUGCCUUUGAGCCGGCCGGAAUCAUGGUGACAUUUCUAUCAGUCGCAGUGCGAAACUUUGAUAAGCUGUAAAGAGUGACUUAUUAGAUAAUCCACUUUCUUUUCUUUUUUUCUUUUUGCUCUCUGAUUUCUUCUCUUCUUGUGACACAAACAAUAUGCACCAACCUGUCGGAGCUUCUCUUGCUCAAGCCUCCCCACUCAAGCCUUGCCACAACCACCGACGCCGUACCAAAGUCGCAACGUCACUGCCUUGUCACAUACCUUCCUGCCGACCGUCAUGACCGAGCCCUCGCGUCGCUUCUCAUCAGAAGCCGCAUCAAAUACCAAAAGUCCCGUAGGAUCUUUGCGUCAGAGCACGCCUCCGCUCCGGUCGCCUCAUCAUCCCGACAGGCGUCGCCUCUCAUCCAAUUCGCAAGACCAACAUGCCUCAACUCUGGACCAGGGUUCCAUCAGCACUCAACAGAGACAAACAAGGCCCAGUGAGCUACAACAGCCAUCACAAGAGUCCCUCAUCCUGCAGCAACAAGUACAACAUCAUCAACCGACGCCGCCGCCGCCGCCGCCCGUCUUCACCCCGGUCUUUGCACUCGUCGACGACGCUACAGGCCGGCCUACAACACACCACCCCCACGUCCACUACAUAUUCUCUGAUGAUGACCCCGAAGAGCUGACCGCGGCCCUCGAUGACGCGGCCGCAGACCACUCACACCCACCCACGUCCUCCGGCGGCGCGGUGGCAACGCCGGGGUUAACUCGGGACCGCGCCAUCGUCGUCGACCUGGUACCGAGCUCCGACGGUCGGCCUGGUUCCUUCUCAGUGGCGAGCGCCGUCUCCCUCAGCCCCGAGUGGGCCGUAACGAGCGUGCAGGUCUCGAGGGUAGGCGGCAAAGACGCCGGCGUCUCGGGCGGCAAGGGCAAGGCCAGGGAUAGCACUGAGGCCAGCGAUGACAAGGACGACGACGCCGGCGGAGACGCUGGUGACAACGGACUGAUGCUGAGGAUCGAAGGGGUUGGGGUCGACCCGGCAACGGCGGCCGACAGCACCCUGACGUUGUCCGGGUCCAGCAGCGGAGGGUCGCGCCACAGCGAACGUAGACGGCAAAAACAACAGCACGGGCCCGGACCCAACGGAGAGGAAGAGUUCGUGGCGCUGGCUGAAGACUUUGACCGUCGUAUGAGCACGCUGCGCCGCGUGGUGGACGCCAGCAUACCUGGGCUAUCUUCAGAGGAGCAGCGGGCUGCGCAUACUGCCGUCGGGGAUGACACUGCCUCCCCCGGCGCGGCUGCUGCUGAGGCUGUGUCUUCUGAUCAGAAAGCCACUCUGUGACAGACUUGGAAUUUUUAAACUACCAAAUCCGUUUAGCGAACGUGCGGGGAAACCAGACGGCCCGUACGGAUAGAUUUUGUCUCGUCAUGCAUGGCAAAAGAAAUCCUCCCGCGGCAGGAGAGAGAGAGAGAGAGGACGCCACGGUGACAUGGGCUGGGGGCCGUGUCGUUGUCGCGGCAGAUCCCGCCGCAGGGCUUGCAUUGAACACAGCCUUCUCGUGUGUGACGCGCAUCGCUUCAGUAAUUCUCCCCGAGACGAACGGCUCCACGAGAACUCUAUCCGCAUUCUGGAUAUGAAUAUGGCAAAGUUUUUGAUAAAUUAAAAUUUGUGAUUAUGAUCCAUAGCUUGGGAAAUUCGUGUCGGAGCUGGAGAGGAAACCGGGCCUCAUCGGCUAGAUGUGCACGGGCAGAGUACAAUCCAGAGCUUGGGCAUACCGCCGGAACCUAUGAGAUGUAGCGAUCUGGGCCAUCAUAGAGUAUAGUGAUAGAUAAAGUUUGUCACUGGCAAGUUAUCUAGUAACAUAUCGAAGACAUACGAUGCAACAAGAUCUAGCCCAAUUAAUACUCCACAUUACCCAACAGCCCACAACAGGCAAAUAGUGACAAAAGGAUAUCAAGUCUUG
This is a messenger RNA of Pyricularia oryzae 70-15, 2060 nucleotides long. RefSeq lists its product as uncharacterized. The transcript has a single exon. Bases 389 to 1438 code for a protein of 349 amino acids. NCBI's taxonomy places the organism in Eukaryota, Fungi, Ascomycota, Sordariomycetes, Magnaporthales, Pyriculariaceae. The record is from RefSeq and is a predicted model, not a curated record.